CAGCAAAAAUCGCUGCAGCGUUUGCAGAACAACGUUCCAGCCGCGGCGUUGACAUUGCCAUGGGGAAGAACAAGAAGUCAAAAUAUGUCGGAUCAUGUGGUAUGUAUGUCUUCUCCCACGACGGAGAUGAAUAUCGAUUGUUGGUCCAUCGGAGGAGCAAACAGGUCUCCGAAUCACACAAGAUAGCUGCACCUGGUGGCAUUGUGGAGCGCAUCCACUGCGGCGAGGAUGGGAAGAAUUUGAAGCUGGGCGCCAAGGCUACGGCCGCCCGUGAGCUGCGUGAGGAGAGUGGCAUCAGUCUCAGCGAAGAGCAGUGCGAAGACCUCAUCGAUCUUCCAGCAGCUCCAGGCGGCUGGUGGGGAGAUGGUACACACUUCAACUUCGGAUAUGUCAUGCACAUCGACGAGAUACCUCCAAUCACCGGCCCUGAAAAGGAUUCCCAACACGAGCUGAUCCAUGGUGGGCUCCGGAUUGGUGAGCCUGCGGGCGAUGGGUAUCACGCGUGGGUACGGCUGAGUGAACUCCUUCAGCUCGAGGACCUGAUGCCUGCCUGUCGCACUCCCAUCGAGCAUUUCUUGACCAUGGAGUCCAUGGAGCCCUCGGAAUCGGCGACAAGGAGCACUGGGGUCCGCUUAACUGAAGCACCAGCACUAUCCACGUCUUUGAUGACGUCUCCCAAGCCAAGUGCACGUCCAUUUGCCAGGCCAUCGAGUCCCAUGUCUUGGGUGGACAAUCAGUCAGUGAUGCCCAGCUUUCCACCGCAGAGGCCACCCCCCAGGCCAAGCAAUUACGAAGUGGACGAGGCGCGGCCCUCGAAAAAGCCACGAGGUGCGAUUCAUCGGUGGGUCUUUGGUGGUCCUUGA
Cladocopium goreaui is the source of this 863-nucleotide messenger RNA. NCBI's taxonomy places the organism in Eukaryota, Dinophyceae, Suessiales, Symbiodiniaceae. The record is from the annotation of a GenBank genome assembly.